Seminavis robusta is the source of this 1221-nucleotide messenger RNA. Lineage: Eukaryota; Bacillariophyta; Bacillariophyceae; Naviculales; Naviculaceae. The record is from the annotation of a GenBank genome assembly.
AUGCAGAAUGAUAACCAAGAAGGAGUCAUGUCGGGCAUCAAGUACCCAGGAAAGCACGAUGUUAUAUGUGGCAGAGGAGGCCACUCAACCACACACACAGGCAACGUACAAUUUCGUCUGCUUGUUGACCAGUUCAAAGACGAAUAUUUGAAGUCAAUCAAGGCAGAGAGGUUACAACUCGCAACUGCGCUGGUAGCAUCAUGGAGAAACCAAACCCCUCCAGGGCGCUUCCUGCAAAGAACGGAUCCAUCAAAGGGUGACGAGAGUCUGUGGCAUGAUAUUGGGGAUGCAGCGGCCACAAAGAAAGCACUCAAUACUCUUCGGCAACAAAUACCUACUAAUGAGUUUCUGGCUGCAAUACGAAAGAAAGAUGCCCCUGCGGAAAACCCGUUCGUUGCAGCUGCAAAACCUGCUGCGUCUAGAGGUGAUGGGAACAGCCAACAGCGCUCAAACAUACCGGUAUGUGCGUUGCAUCAGGCUGACAAUUACAUCCAACAUCAGCAAUACUUUGACAUUUCUCAGCUUGCACCAUAUGACAUUCAUGCCUCAAUGCUUCCUUUUCAGGCGCAUCUGCAGCAGACCCAACCAUGGCCGUUGGUUGCAUCUGCUAAUCCCGCUGCGUCCGGUGGUGGUGAAAGCGGACAACAAAAUUCGAAUCUACCGGUAUGUGCAGGUCAAGGUGACGUCUACAUCCAAGAUCAGCAGCAGCAGCACCCACACGCUUGUGACCUUGCGCAACGUGACUUUCAUGCCUCUACGUAUGAACGUUUCCAGACAAAUCAACAGACCCAAGAAGGGCAAAUGACGUAUGGUUCAGUUCAGUAUAACCCGAACCAGCCCAUAAGCUUCCCUCAGGAGUUGGCGACGAGCAGACAGUGGGAGAAUGAGCAAUCCUCCAUGAGUGCUAAGCUUGCCGAUGAAUGGUUUACAUCCCAACAAGCGUCCUCCUUCCGAGAUCUUCCAGUUCAAUAUCGACAACAACAUUCCCCGCAGCCACUGCAACCGCCGCCACCACUGCCAGAACUACCACCCAUACAGGAACAACAAAUCGAGCCGCUAAACCUGGAAACAAUCGGAGCCGAGCGUACAAGGAUACCCACUAUUGGCGAACAAAUGCCAACCGCGGAGCAACUUACCAGUGACGCCUUUUCGGAUAGAGGAAAUUUAUCCCCCGAUUCGGCGGGAAGCGAGCUCAAGGGAAAGAAAACCCGAUGGGGUUAA